CCUCUCCACGCUCUCAAGUCAUGUCUCUGCCUGCCACGCUCACGCUGCCCUACGGCACGCAGCAUGAGCGCCAGCACGUGCUGCUCUCGCUGCCGCCGGGCGAUGCACGCGCGCCGCUGCUCGUCUUCAUCCACGGCGGCGCCUGGCGCUCCAAUGCGGCGUCCGACCACGCGCGCCUGGCCGCACACCUCGCGACCCACGGCGUCGCUGUGGCGCUCGUCGAGUACCGCCUGUCCACGUCCGACGGCGGCGCCGUGCGGCACCCGCAGCACGCACAGGACGCCAGCGACGCGCUGAGCUUCCUGCUGCGAUCCGGCGACGAGGCGUGGCGCAGCCGCAUCGAUCCUCGCAACACCGUCGUGGCUGGCCACAGUGUCGGCGCGCACAUGUGCCUCUCGAUGGCGCUGUGCGCAGAGGCUGCAUCCGUGGGCAAGGGUGAGGUGGAGCGCAUGCCUGGCCUCCCGGAGCGCAGCCAGAUCAAGGCAUGGGUGGGCAUCGCGGGCAUCUACGACAUCGUCGCGAUGCUGCGUGCCUAUCCGUCAUACGUCUCCUUUGUGGAGCAGGCCUUUGGCGCACCGCCGCCGGACUGCGACCUGGGCAUUGAGCGCUACGCGCCAGCGUCGCUGCCGGCAUGGCCCGUGCCGCCGCAGCCGCCGCGCGUGUACCUGGCGCACUCGCUCGACGACGAGCUGCUCGACGUGCAGGGCAGCAAGGCGGCGCAGACGGAGCUGCAGCGCAAGGGCUGCAGCGUGCAGACGUACUGGACCCUCACUGGCACGCACGACGAGUCGCUGCAGACCGAGGCAUUCUGGGGCUACCUGCUUGCCAUCGUGCGCAGCGAGACGGACGUGUCACAGCACUAGACCGCGCGUAGCUGCUCUCACGCACAUAGAGACAACCCAUCACAUACCCUCUGCUCGUCAUCACUGCAUCUCAUUCACCC
Molecule: messenger RNA, 943 nt
Organism: Tilletiopsis washingtonensis
Lineage: Eukaryota; Fungi; Basidiomycota; Exobasidiomycetes; Entylomatales
Product: alpha/beta-hydrolase
Exons: 3
Coding region: 21-863 (280 amino acids)
Source: RefSeq, a predicted model, not a curated record